AUGACUACGCUCAAUCUUCAUCACAUUUUUAAACCUCUUCCGUUCAUUGUUUCUUCCAACAACACCGACAGAACUCUACCAGCUUUACCCAACGUCCCUUCCAUCAACACCAACACAACUCUACCAAUUUUACCCAGAAUUCCUUCCAUCGACACCAACAUAACUCUACCAGCUCUACGCAGCAAUCAUCUCAUCAACAGAGCUCUGCCACCUCCUUCAUUCACUCGAUUUCCCACACCAUCCAACACUACACAGUUUCAUACCCGCAAGCAUCACCUGUUUGAACCUACAAAACAUAUGUGCCAACAAUGCAGCAAGGUUUUUCAAACCUCUCGACAUCUGAGGAAACACGCAGUAAUACACCAAAAUCAUCGUUCAAAGAACUACAAGUGUCAACUUUGCAGUAAACAUUAUUAUACAAAACACGGGUUAAGUAAUCACCAGGCAAUGCGCCCAGAUUGUGCAUCGUUGGAACACAUAUGUAGUUGGUGCGGGAAGGGCUUUGCUGCAUUUAAAAGUUUCAACAGGCACGAAUUAGCACACCAAAUCUAUGCAUCAGAGAAAUACAAGUGCAACUUUUGCGGGACGCCUUUCAAGGCAAGUUCUGAACUGAUUCGCCACACAUGCUAUGCAAUACCACCAACCGCCAUCAACAAGAAGAAAUUUUCUUGCGAUUUAUGUUACAUGUCUACAAACCACCAGCACGCUUUGUCCAGACAUGAACUGACUUCAUGCCCUGCGCGUAUAAACAAGGAUUUCCAAUUGAAAAUGUGA
Messenger RNA from Botrytis porri, 774 nucleotides. RefSeq lists its product as uncharacterized. The transcript has a single exon. Bases 1 to 774 code for a protein of 257 amino acids. NCBI's taxonomy places the organism in Eukaryota, Fungi, Ascomycota, Leotiomycetes, Helotiales, Sclerotiniaceae. The record is from RefSeq and is a predicted model, not a curated record.